Messenger RNA from Chelonia mydas (Green sea turtle), 2004 nucleotides. RefSeq names its product mitochondrial ribosomal protein S22 (gene MRPS22). The coding region runs from base 856 to 1890 and encodes 344 amino acids. The transcript is spliced from 8 exons. Lineage: Eukaryota; Metazoa; Chordata; Testudines; Cheloniidae. Gene Ontology annotation, cellular component: mitochondrial small ribosomal subunit. Gene Ontology annotation, molecular function: structural constituent of ribosome. The record is from RefSeq and is a predicted model, not a curated record.
UAUACCCCAACACACAAGGGAUUGGGGGCUUUUUGUUGUUUUCAGAAAAUAUAUUUUACAUACUUACUUUUGAUACUAGUUUAUAUAGCAGACCCAGCUCCCAAAACUGCAGAGAAAAGCAUGGGGAGAAACAACCAGCAGUGGUCAGCUAAUGAAUGACCAUAGCAGACAGAAGUAAACUGCUGCUUAGAGCUGGUCAAAAAUUUUCUGACAAAACAUUUUUCCAUUGGACAACAUCAAUUCGUCAAAAUGAAAACACUCCAUAGAAAUGGGUCUGUUUGACCACAUUUUGUUUUGAUAACAACAUUUAAAAAAUAAGCAUUUCAAUAAGAGUCAACUCAAGACUCAAUAAGAGUCGGAACAGCAUAUUUUGAUUUUUUUCAUUUAGAAAUCUGUUUAUUGGUUGUGUCUAUAUUAUUUGUCUAUUGCAGUUCAGCCACUGCUCUGACCUGGAAUCCACUUUUUAUUUUUUCUUUUGAAAAUUUUUUCUCAGGAAACUUCCAAAGUUUUGAUUUUUAUUCCAAUCCAGAGGUCCCCGGCCCCCCAAACAUUGCAUUUCCAGUGGAACAGAAAUUCCUACUUUAUCUCGGUUCUAGGCCUGCCUCCACCCUCCUGAUGACACCUGUCUGGCCUUAGGAAACUGACCUCAAUGAAUAUUAAUAUUCUCAAUGGCUCCGCCUCUGGCAGUCUCCCAUGGCAGACACUGACCCACCCCCUCUCAGGCUCUUCACUUCCCGCCACCCCUCGGGGCCCAGUGCUGGCGGUGCGUCCCAGGGACUACACGUCCCAGCGUGCCUAGCGCGGCCUCCCGGAAGUCGCGUUGUGAGAGCGCGGCGGACUGAGUAGCGCACCGGCAUGGCGGCCCUCGGAGGGUCCCGGUGGCAGCGCUUGUGGCACCGCGCGGCAGCUCCUCUCGGGGUGCAGCGCCCAGGGCGCGCCCUGCUGGGGAGCCGCAGGUACGGCCAGGACGCGGGCUCAGAGGCCGACAAAAAGAAGUCAGAUGUCACAAAGCCUUGUUUUACGGAUGAACUUGUUCAGAGUUUACUCUCUAAGAUGACGGGGUUGGAUUUGCAGAAGAUUUUUAGACCCAUUAAACAGGAGCUUAAACCACCCACUUACAAAUUAAUGACAGAAAAACAGCUAGCAGAGGCCACAAGAAAAGCCAUUGGGGAAGCUAAAGAACUAUUAAAAAUGCCCCCUGUUCUGAGUGAGCGAGAGCCAAUUGAUGAUGUGUUGGCAGAAGACAGGAUCCUGGAAGGAACUGAAACUGUCAAAUAUGUGUUUACUGAUAUAACUUAUAGCACUCCACACCGUGAGCGUUUCAUUGUAGUUAGAGAACCAAGUGGUGUAUUACGUAAGGCCACGUGGGAAGAACGGGACAGGAUGAUUCAGGUGUACUUCCCGAGAGAGGGACGCAAACUCGUUCCACCACCAAUAUUCAAGAAUGAAAACCUUACGACUGUGUUUCGUGAGGACCGUCAUGAAGAUGUACUUAACCUGUGCAUUGCACAGUUUGAGCCAGAUUCAGCUAACUAUAUCAGAGUUCAUCAUCAGACAUAUGAGGACAUUGAUAAACAUGCCAAAUAUGAUCUUCUACGUUCAACAAGACACUUUGGAGGAAUGGUGUGGUAUUUGGUAAAUAGGAAGAAGACAGAUGGCUUAUUGAUCGAUAUGAUCCAGAGAAAUUUAAUGGAUGAUGCUACAUGCUUAAUCAACCUCUAUCAUAUGCUCCACCCUGACUGUCAAUCAGCAAAAGAAGCAAAAGAACAGGAAGUUCAUGGAGUAGAUUUAAUCAAGGUGUUCAUGAAAACAGAAUCAAAGAAGAUAGGAUAUAUAGAGCUGGCUCUUCAGGCUUAUCAAGAAGCACUGGCUAGUUCAGCAGCUUUGUGAAAUAAAAGGCUCAUUUAAUCAAGUGUUAAAUUUCAGGCUAUCAUUUUAACUUGUGGGAAAUACAAAAUGUGGCUAGUGCUGUAUAGAACUCUAAAAUAAACACAAGUGACUGAG